ACUCUCUUACACGCCAGCAGGCCUCCGCGGUACUCACAACCAUGGUUCCUGGCUCGCGACCAUUUCCCCCUCUAUGUUCAUUGUUUCUUCUCAUACUAGUGACCACCGCCCAUGCUCUUCACUUCUACCUCGAUGAUAAUGAAAAGCGAUGUUUCAUCGAAGAGCUUCCGACGGAUACUAUAGUCGAGGGACACUACCGAGCACUGGAAUGGAAGGAACAAUCACAGAUCUACGAGAUCAAUGACCAGCUGGGGAUAUUAGUCGAGGUCGACGAAAUGGAGACGGGGCACUCCGUAGUCAAAACCCGUGGUCCUCCAGAUGGACGCUUCACUUUCACAUCUCAUGACGCUGGCGACCACUCCAUUUGCCUCUCGACUAAUUAUUCCUCCUCAUGGUUUGGCCCGACCGCACACAUCCGUCUGCACUUGGAUGUUGUUGUUGGCGCAGCAAAGCCAGAUGCCGAACAUGAUCGUUCGCAUAUUUCGGACAUUGCAUCCAAGAUUCGCGAUCUCAAUAUGAAGCUGGAGGAUAUUCGGAGAGAGCAGCAGUAUCAAAGGGAGAGGGAAGCGGAUUUCCGAAAUUUGAGCGAGGCAACAAACGGUAGAGCCGUGUGGUAUAGUGUAGCACAGAUUGUCGUACUGCUGGCGACAUGUGCAUGGCAGUUGAGGCACCUCAAGCGCUUCUUUGAAGAUAGGAAGAUGCGGUAAUGAUUCGCUGUAUAGGCUUCGUUAUCUACGUUCAGGAUUUAUGUUCUGCUUUCUC
This is a messenger RNA of Heterobasidion irregulare TC 32-1, 762 nucleotides long. RefSeq lists its product as uncharacterized. Lineage: Eukaryota; Fungi; Basidiomycota; Agaricomycetes; Russulales; Bondarzewiaceae. Gene Ontology annotation, cellular component: COPII-coated ER to Golgi transport vesicle; endoplasmic reticulum-Golgi intermediate compartment; Golgi apparatus. The record is from RefSeq and is a predicted model, not a curated record. Bases 42 to 707 code for a protein of 221 amino acids. Gene Ontology annotation, biological process: intracellular protein transport; endoplasmic reticulum to Golgi vesicle-mediated transport; Golgi organization. The transcript has 4 exons.